This is a messenger RNA of Xiphias gladius (swordfish), 3096 nucleotides long. It is a transcript of the gene brox, whose product is annotated as BRO1 domain and CAAX motif containing. The transcript is spliced from 13 exons. The record is from RefSeq and is a predicted model, not a curated record. The coding region runs from base 8 to 1372 and encodes 454 amino acids. NCBI's taxonomy places the organism in Eukaryota, Metazoa, Chordata, Actinopteri, Istiophoriformes, Xiphiidae.
CCGUAGCAUGUGCUUUCAUUGGUCAGCUUCUGCUCCGUGUUUAUUUCCGGAAGAAAGUUCUCAGUGUCAGACUUCCCAUAAGGACUAUAAAACUUCAAAUCUUCAACGCCGUAACAAAAGGUGCGUCCUCACACACAGGAUGGCACACUGGUUUCACAGAAACCCAUUGAAGGCAACAGCGCCUGUGUCUUUUAACUUUUAUGGAGUGGCAGGGAGCCCCGCUGCCAAUAAGACAUGCAAUGACCUAAGGACAACCAGGGCGAGACUGCUGGAGAUGUUCACUGAUGUCACAUGUAACCCUGAGAUGAUGAAAAAUGCCACAGAUGCAUACUUGUCCCUCUUACAAGGCUUUAUCUUAUCCUUGGAUGGAACUACACAGGAGAACAAGAUGAGGUUCAUUCAGAACUUCAAGUGGACUGAUACCUUACAAGGAAACACACCAAGUACCCAGCAGGAUGCGGUCUUUGAAGUGGUCUCCAUGGCCUUCAAUGUAGCCAUCUGGUACACUAAGUUUGCCUCGAGACUAGCAGGAAAAGAAAAUAUAACAGAGCCUGAAGCAAAAGAUGUUCACCGAAGCCUGAAGGUUGCUGCUGGAAUAUUCAAAAACCUCAAGGAGGUUCACAUCCCUCGCCUCAUCACACCAGCUGAAAAGGGCCGAGACCUGGAGUCCAGAGUGAUGGAUGCAUAUAUCAUCCAGUGCCAAGCAGAAGCGCAAGAAGUGACAAUUGCCAGAGCGAUUGAACUGAAGCACAAUGCCACACUCAUUGCAGCACUGGCAUUUGAAACAGCAAACUUCUAUCAAAAAGCUGACCACACACUGAACACUUUGGAGCCAGAGUGCAGCAGCAAGUGGAGAAAGUAUCUUCAGCUCAAGCAGCACUUUUACAUGGCUUAUGCAUACUGCUAUCAUGGGCAGACACUGCUGGCAAGUGACAAGUGUGGUGAGGCUAUAAGAUCUCUCCAGGAAGCAGAAAAGUGUUAUUCCCAUGCCAAGGCACUGUGUAAAGAGUAUCGUCAGACCAAAGGGCCGGGCACCACUGCCAAACCAUCAGAGCAGCUGUUUUUCAUCAAACUGGGUGGCCUCAUUAAAAACACACUGGAGAAGUGCCAGAGAGAAAAUGGCUUCAUAUACUUCCAUAAGGUCCCAGCUGAGGCACCCCAGCUGGAGUUGAAGGCCAGCUAUGGCCUGGCUGAGCCAAUCCUGUUCGAAAUGCCGCCUCUCAGCAAGCAGUGCACUGCUGAAGUAUAUGCCACCUUUGACCUGACUAAGGGAACCAAAAAUGACAAGGCUAAACCCAAGGAGGAAGAGGUGAAACCAGUGAAGGAGCCAGAUUUGAAGCCUCAAAAGGACACAGGGUGUCUCAUCUCCUAAACUUUCCACAGAUUUCAUUUUCAGCCUUGAGUACCAUCGAUUAUAAUGAUGGCAUCCAUAGUUCCUUCAAUGUAAACCUCCAUAGGAAAAUGUAUUUUUUUUUUUGUGAGAUUAAUCCAUGGUGUUUUACAUUUAUACUGAAACGUAUAUUGUAUUUGGGUAUGACAGCCAUUAUCAUUGCAUUUAAGCAAGAGCCACUUAAACAUCAUAGUAUGUGGCCACAUCCUCAAAACAGCUCAUGAUUUAUUCAAUGCAAUCAGCUUGUUUAUAAAAUAAACCUGAAAUGUUAAAAAAAAUUGACAGUUCUUUCAGGUUAUGAUCAGUAACUAUAUGUCAACUGAGAGAUUGCUUUAAAUUAGGUCAUCAUCAUAAAUGAGCCUUGUGGGCAAUGUGGUUCCAUUAAUGGUGCCUUUGUCGUCAGGGUAAACCUGGUGACUGUGUCCCCUUACAUAAGUGUCUGGUUUUUAAACCAUUUGACACUGGAGUACUCCGGCCUGAUGAUAGACCAUUAAAAAAAUGGAAAUCGGUCUUCAUAUUACAGAAUUAAAAAUACUAAAAAAAUACCUCAGGAUAUAGAUCUAAACAAAAGAUGCAGUAGUAGCAUCUGAAAAGAAAAACAGGCUAAUUUUUAUAUUGAAUAUUUCAUAGACUAUGAUGUCACUAUCUGGAACGAGUAAAUGUAGGAAUUGCAUUCACACAAUCACCUUGUAAAUUAAAAUACGUUUAGAUGAUUGGAUUGCAUUUCAAGCUGAGAUUUGUGCAGAAGUUUGUUAUAAAACAUACAAAAUGACAAAAUGAACAGGACCGCAUGUGUUAUUGCUGGUUUUAGCUGUAGCAGUUUACAGUCAAUAUGUAAUUUAGAUCACAAUGUAUGCACUGUAGUUCUUUUUGUAUCCAAUAUGACAUAGCUGUUUUUCUACUUUGACUAUUCAUUUAAGGAAACUUUAUUACUGGAUAAGACUGAAUCAUUCUUUCAUAUGAUGAUGUCCCUUUGGGGAUAUUAUCCGUGAUAGGUCUUAAUUUAUUUCUAUUGUUAGGUAAUGAUAGAUAAAUUGACAAAUUAUAACACUUAACACUGUAUAGAGUUCUGUUUAAUGUCAAAUCAUAUGUUUUUGGUGAUGCUGAUUUUCAUUAUGUUUAAGUGGACACAUCAGAAUAUCCACUGAUAAUGCUUACUCCUGUAACCUUUUUAGCUUCUGAGAGUGCUGUUGUCAGUAGUUGACACAAUGUAUGUGUAUGUAAAUAUGCACAUCUGCUGGGUGUUAUCCUCUUCCUUAAAGACAGAUUAGGGCAGUGUCAGGUGUCAACAUAGCGGGGGAGGAAGAGCACAUGAACAUUUGUGUCUAAAAUAAGUUUAUGUGCUAUUGAAAAGCUGCUACAACUGCUUCACAGAAGUUGCUCAUAUUGUCAAAACUGUCCCACUUAAUAUAGCCACGUCAGAUGAAGCGCAACUAUAAUGCUCAAAACUUGUAUAAACUGUAAUGUACAGCUCACAUGUACUCAUUCAUGUCCCUACAGGUAUAUUAGCUUACCUUAGACUAGUUGUGAAAAAGAAGACAAAUGUACCUUCUAAUUAAAUUUCAUUAUUGCACAUUGUAUUCUGUUGUGCAGGAAUCUCAGUUUGUUAAGACAUUGAAACUUCAUUACAGUUUACACUCCUGUAGCUCUUUAUUCUGGCUCUAACGAUGUCUUUCAUGUGAAAUGUAUUUCAGAGAGUAUUAAAU